Messenger RNA from Pseudomyrmex gracilis, 1499 nucleotides. RefSeq names its product glyoxylate reductase/hydroxypyruvate reductase-like. The coding region runs from base 383 to 1477 and encodes 364 amino acids. The record is from RefSeq and is a predicted model, not a curated record. Lineage: Eukaryota; Metazoa; Arthropoda; Insecta; Hymenoptera; Formicidae. Gene Ontology annotation, molecular function: NAD binding; glyoxylate reductase (NADPH) activity; hydroxypyruvate reductase [NAD(P)H] activity. Gene Ontology annotation, cellular component: cytosol. The transcript has 5 exons.
UUGGUUGACACGUUUAAUCAAGAUGGCAACCUUCGUAUGGAUUUGAUAUAAUUUAAAAAGAAUCAGAAACAUAUCUAUUGCUAUUUUUGCAUUUAAAUCGCGGAUAUAAUUACAAGAAAGCUCUUGUAAACUGUGUAUCAGUUAAACGGUGAAGAACACAAAGAAUUGCUACUAAUGCUACUUUACUCUACCAACCCUCAUCUUUUCUCAAACAAGCUUGGGAUCAUCUGGCGGAAUUAAAUUGUAAGGAAGAUUUAUAGAGAUUUUUGUGCAUUUCAGAGCUAUUUUGGUCUUUUUGGCACAUCUUGACAUUUUCAAGAGAGGUUAGUUUAAUAACGCGGUGUGCGACAUAUCUCUCUGCGAGAAUCAAUUCUUAUAAAUAAUGCUAUUCAUGAAUGUUGUUCGUUUCUUUAAACAAGGCGAGAAAUUUAUUUUUUCGAACAGAAUCAGCAUCACAAGUUGCAUCUACUCAAAAGUUCCGAUGUCGAAUUCCGCCAAAACAAAUAAACCAAAAGUCUUGAUUACACGGCCUGAUAUACCUGUUGCGCCUUUACAGCUGUUACGUGAACGAUACGACAUCAUAUUAUGGGAAAAACAAGAACCAAUACCGCGGUCAGAAUUGUUAUCCAGAAUCUGUGGAGCAGAUGCUCUCUAUUGUAUGUUAACAGAUAGAAUAGACAAUGAAGUUCUAGAAGCUGCAGGCCCACAAUUAAAAGUUGUAGCAUCUAUGUCAGUAGGUGUGGAUCACUUAGAUUUAAAUGCUCUUAAGAAGAGAGGUAUUAGAAUUGGUUACACACCAGAUGUUCUGACUGAGGCUACUGCAGAACUAUUAGUAGGUCUUUUGUUAACUACAUCAAGGAAUUUAUUGCAAGCAAAUAAAGCGAUUGACAAAGGAGAAUGGAAAGCCUGGUCGCCUGGAUGGAUGUGUGGCACAGGUUUAGUGGGAAAGACUGUGGGAAUUGUUGGCUUAGGAAGAAUUGGCUUUAGAGUGGCAGAGAUACUCAAAAGCUUCAAUGUUGCUAAGAUAUUAUAUACCAGUAGAAGAGUGAAACCAGAAGCAUCUAAAUUUAAUGGUGAAAAAGUUGAAUUUAAUAAAUUAUUGGAAGAUAGCGAUUUUGUUUUAGUUACUGUGGCACUGACAUCAGAAACAAAAUAUAUGUUUAAUACUGAGGCCUUCAAACGAAUGAAACAGACUGCUAUAUUUGUGAAUGGUAGUCGAGGAGAUGUGGUAGAUCAAGAAGCAUUGAUAACUGCUUUAAAAACCAGCUCUAUUGCAGCAGCUGGUCUGGAUGUUAUGACACCAGAACCAAUUCCACUAGAUAGUGAACUUUUAAGAUUAGAUAAUUGUGUUAUUCUACCUCAUAUAGGAAGUGCCACCAAAGAAACUAGAGAGCAAAUGGCCAAAAUCACAGCAGAAAAUAUUAUAGCAGUUCUUGAAGGAACACCUGAAAAUAUGCCUGCACAAAUUAAAUCAUAGUCACGUACAAUUGGAACUUGAA